CGCCGGGAUAGAGGAGGCACAAGGACCCUGUGGCAAUGAAGAGACCUCAUGAUUACAGUUCCCCAGACUCGGACACGGACGAACUGAUCGAUGUCGGACAAGAGGACAGCUACUGCCCUGUCACUGGGUCCAUGUCUCCAGGCAGUACCUCACAGAUCCUGGCGCGCAAGAAGAGAAGAGGGAUAAUUGAGAAGAGACGCAGGGACAGGAUCAACCACAGUCUGUCGGAGCUCAGGAGACUCGUACCCAGCGCCUUCGAGAAACAGGGUUCCUCUAAAUUGGAAAAGGCUGAGAUUCUUCAGAUGACCGUGGAUCAUCUGAAACUGCUGCAUGCCAUGGGCGGUAAAGGCUACUUUGAUGCUCGUGCUCUGGCAGUGGACUACAGGACUCUGGGCUUUCGGGAGUGUGUUGGCGAGGUGGUGAGAUACCUCAGCUCUCUGGAGGGGGUUGAAUCCUCAGACCCCAUCGGCGCACGCCUCGUGUCCCACCUCAGUCACUGCGCCAGUGAGCUGGACCCUCUCCUCCAGAGCCCCGCCGCUCUGCCUUUCCCUCCUUGGCCCUGGCCCUCCUUUCCUCAGCUGGCGUCCACUUCAUCUCCAGCAUCGUCUGGGCCGUUUCCCCCAGCCACCCGCCGGGAUCUGGCCCCCCAUGCCACCGCCGCCUUGCUGGGCUACCCUUCACCGGCCCUGCGAGUGGGAUCUCUAAGCACCCAGGGGGCGAUAAUGAGCCCAGCGCUGACCCCGGUUCGACGACUGCCCUCUAUCCCCGGACAUCCACACAGACCUCAGCAGCACUCACCUGAUGGACCCACAAUCCCGUCUUCCACCUCAUCCUCCUCCAACUCCUCCCCUCCCCAGAUUUCCUUCAGACCCUUUGCCCCUCUGGGGUCUCCAGCCCCAGGUCGCAGGGGUUUGGGCAGCUCCAGUAAGUCUGGACAGGCCUGGGGCACAGAGAUUGGGGCAUUCUGA
Messenger RNA from Puntigrus tetrazona (Sumatra barb), 968 nucleotides. RefSeq names its product hes related family bHLH transcription factor with YRPW motif like (gene heyl). The transcript has 5 exons. The coding region runs from base 36 to 968 and encodes 310 amino acids. Gene Ontology annotation, cellular component: nucleus. Gene Ontology annotation, biological process: circulatory system development; regulation of neurogenesis; Notch signaling pathway. Lineage: Eukaryota; Metazoa; Chordata; Actinopteri; Cypriniformes; Cyprinidae. The record is from RefSeq and is a predicted model, not a curated record. Gene Ontology annotation, molecular function: DNA-binding transcription factor activity, RNA polymerase II-specific; RNA polymerase II cis-regulatory region sequence-specific DNA binding; protein dimerization activity.